GCACCACCAAUGUCAAACCCAACCCAGAAAACUUCACAUUGACUCAACUGACCUCACGUUAUGUUUUUACAUUGAGGUAACAGCCCUACAAUCUGGAUAGAGGACGGUUUGAAGAGAGUAAACGCUUAACUCGGAAACAUUUCCCUUUGUGUAGUUUUGUUGUCUUUUUGUGUGUCGCGGUUAUUUGCAGGCGAAUCUAACCAGACAAGAUGCGUCUCACGUUGCAAAUGUUGAUCUCCCACGGCCGGGUGGCCCGGAAGAUGGGCAUGGGUCCACAGUCUCGAAUCAACAUGCUGCGGAACAUAUUGACAGGACUGGUCCGACACGAGAGGAUAGAAACCACGCUGGCCCGAGCAGAUGAAGUCCGCUUCUACGCCGAAAAGCUAGUUGACUACGCCAAAAAGGGAGACACUGAUGAGAAGGCAAUGAAAAUGGCUAGCUUUUGGCUCACGGAAAAGGAUCUGAUCCCAAAGCUCUUCAAGGUCCUUGCGCCACGGUUUGAGACUCAGUCAAAGGACUACACACGGAUAGCACGCCUCCCAAACAGACAGAACCUGGACAGAGCUAAGAUGGCUGUCCUGGAGUACAAAGGCAACCCCUUCCCACCUCUCUAUCCUGUGAAAAAAGAGAAUGAACUCACUCUCAUCAACCAGCUGCUCAAAGGCUACAGAGAAGAGAGGGCACAACAGUUAGCUGCAAAAAAUUAAUUAACACUAUCUUAGUGUUGGAUCAGUGAUUGUGGUCACUGAAGGAUGAUGUUUGGGUGCUGAAAUGCUUCUGAAGAGUCACUUGCAGAUUCUGCAGAUUGUGACUUAUAGACUGAUACAAUUCAUCACCAGAAGAACAGUUCCAGCUCCAGAGUCAACUGAGGGCAAGGAAAUAGCUGUAAAAGGACAAUCCAGAAUGAUUUUGUGUUAAUAAAUGUAAUUUCUAAACAGAAGUAACAGCUAUUAGCUUUAUUUCUUUGAACACUUUGUUAGCAGGUUUGCCCUGUUGACCAAGGGAGACAGCAGCACACAAAAUUAAAAUAAAACAUGCUUUUGUGGUACAUAUUAAAGGAGUACUUUAUUGAGUAUUUCACUUUCAUAAAGUUGGGGAGCUUAUGAGGCAGAUAAAUAUAAAACAAAGACUGUAGAAUGGCGCAGUUUAACUAGAUCCUACAUUUCUCAUAAUGCAGCUGCAUAGCAUCUCUCAUUAGUGUGUAACAUGUUCUUUAUAUGCCUACUUCAUUCAAACUCCACACCUCCAGUUUGGGGUGCAGUGAUUCUGUCUGUAAUCUUUGAUCACAAGUGAUGACAUCACUGACAUCUGUUUUUUUUCAAUUCUAAUCUUUGGAAAGCUCCCUGCGGUCACAGAAGACAACUGUUUACCACUACUCCUCGUGACGAGUAACAAGUGCAUUUGAAAAAUUGGUGGAGUACCCCAAUUAAAUAGUGAUUUCUUUGGAUUGAUAGCAAAUAACUGGACAGAUAAGAAUGUGAAUCUGUUUCUUACACAAUUGAAAAGCCUCCCCUCACCUUUUUCAGAAAGAAUUUUACGAGUGUGGCAUUUCAACUCUUGUGUUUUCAGGCCACAUUUUUUGGUUCAGUUUGUACAGGAUAAAAAAAAACUAACGCCUUACUACAAUACUACUUCACAGCAGACAUUUUGGCUUGUAGGAGGAGAAGCACAGGUGUAAUUGAUACCAUUCGGGACGCCUCCAGUCCAAAUACAUAAAUGGAAUUGAACCAUCAUUAAAGUUAUUAAUUAUA
Molecule: messenger RNA, 1751 nt
Organism: Micropterus salmoides (largemouth bass)
Lineage: Eukaryota; Metazoa; Chordata; Actinopteri; Centrarchiformes; Centrarchidae
Gene: mrpl17
Product: mitochondrial ribosomal protein L17
Exons: 3
Coding region: 210-707 (165 amino acids)
Biological process (GO): translation
Cellular component (GO): ribosome; mitochondrial large ribosomal subunit
Molecular function (GO): structural constituent of ribosome
Source: RefSeq, a predicted model, not a curated record